This is a messenger RNA of Abrus precatorius (Indian licorice), 230 nucleotides long. RefSeq names its product arabinogalactan protein 13-like. NCBI's taxonomy places the organism in Eukaryota, Viridiplantae, Streptophyta, Magnoliopsida, Fabales, Fabaceae. Bases 51 to 230 code for a protein of 59 amino acids. The transcript has a single exon. The record is from RefSeq and is a predicted model, not a curated record.
UCUUCACACAGAGAAAAAAAAGAGAGAAUUUUCAAAUUUUUCUUAAUGAAAUGGAGGCAUUGAAGAUGAAGGUUUUCUUCGCUUUGGUGGUGGCCAUGUUGAUGAUGGCAGCAUCAAGUGUUUCAGCUGCGGAGUCACCAGCUCCAAGUCCCACAUCGGACGCUACCUCUCUGUUUGUCCCAACAGCGCUUGCUUCACUUGUUGCUCUUGCAUUUGGGCUUCUCUUCUGA